This is a messenger RNA of Lymnaea stagnalis (great pond snail), 624 nucleotides long. Lineage: Eukaryota; Metazoa; Mollusca; Gastropoda; Lymnaeidae. The record is from the annotation of a GenBank genome assembly.
AUAUUAAUAGCAUCAAUCACCCUUCUCGGUGCGGUCGGCAACGUCUUUAUCAUCAAAAUAUUCCUUCGCCUCGGGAUCUCAGACGGCAUGAAUAUUUCCCUGCUAUCGCUGGCGUUGUUCGAUCUCUUCUAUCUCAUACCUGCGUGCAUCAACUCCGUCAGCGUGAUGCUCCAAGGUGUUGAGGAACUCUCCAGUUUCAAAGUCUGGUUCCCAGUUGACCCUGACGUCGUCCACGUGAUAUCUACCAACAUCGGAGCCUGCUUCUACGCCCUGUCAAUGCUUGUGACAACUUUCAUCACCGUGGUUCGAUGUCUGGCCGUGGUUAGUCCAUUAAAAUAUAGGACACUGCUGUCGCGGACAACUACGGCAAUCAUAAUCUCAUCGUUUGCUGUUGUUUCUGUCCUGUUCGCCGUCGUAUUGUUGGUGUACAUCGGCGUCUUCUCUCAGUUCGUCUCUAAUAUCAACACCACAAGACUGGUUUUGUGGACCUCACCAAAACGCGCUCUAAUCAAAGAUACCAUUUUUGGAAUUAGGGACGUGUUCUUGCCAUUGACUUCGCAAGCAAUAGUUGGCAUAUGCGUCAUUAUAAUGGCCAGCUACCUUCAGAAGGCUUCUAAAUUUCGC